AUGCCCCCAACACAGGAGCAUUUCCACGGGACGCUCGAGCUGAAGAAGAUGACGGGCGACGGCAACUGCCUCUUCCAUGCGCUCGGGGAGAAAGAGCAAGACGAUGCAGUGUCCCUCCGCGAGGAAAUCAUCGACUUCCUCGAAGAAACCGCCAAGGACCAAGAGAAGGAGCAAGAAGAGGCGUGGCUGGAGGAGGCCGCAUACCUCCGAAACGACCCGAACGCUUGGGGAGGCGACACUGCCAUAGUGGCCUUCACGCUGAUGAGGCGCCAGAGGGUGAUGCUGCACUGGCGCGGAGAAGUCGGGCGCAUUCACACCGACGAGCGCACGCAUCUCGAGGUGGCAGAGGAGCUCCAGGCCGAAAGCCAAGACAUAAUUCACUUGUGGUACAAUGGACUUGACCAUUAUGACCUGCUCCUGCCCAGCCAAACAGCAGAGCCGCCCUCGCCCGCCGCCGACCCGGUCGAUGCUGAGCUGGAGGAUGUGUUGGAAGAGGUCUCGCGGACAGCAGUGGCUGCUGCGUCCGAUCACCCGCAUCGCGCACUGGAGGAUGCAAUCAAACAGCUGGCUGACGCCCGAAUCCGGGAUGAGCCCACAAUACCGCCGAUGGCAUCGCGCAGAGACGUGGAUGCCGGGGAAGCGUGGCCCCACGCUUUCUGCGCAUUCAGCGGCUGCAUCUGGAGCAGCCAGACUGGAGGCGAGGAGGACCUGAAGCAGCACCUCGCGGACCAGCACGCCUCGGAUUUACUGCCACUAGCCACGCUUCUGCCAGCCCAGGACAACAACAAGUGCUUGAGUGUCUACAACGCGGCCAUCAGCGUGAAGUGCCGCGCCCAAGCUCCCAUUGCUGGAAGCUCCCUCGACCGGAGCGCCUUGGCGAAGUUUGCAGCGGCCACUGCCAAGGACAACGUGGAGUCGCUGCCGCUGGAGAUCAUGAAGAACCUGCUGGGCGUGGACCAGUUCCUGGCCAAGUACGAUGAGCUGGAGGGUGGCGCCAAGCUGUCGGACUCCGAGGACCUAGGCGGCUGGCAGGUGUCAGUGAUUGAUGGUAGAGGCAAUGCCGUCAUGCUCCUGGGCUGCCCGGAAGACCACAGAUGCACGGCCAACCCCGAGCACCCACGCCAGGGCACGUUGUGUGAGCACUGCGAAGUCCCCAUCUGCCGAUCCUGCCACGACCACCUCUGCAAGAAGAAGCUGCCCCCGCUCAGCCUGGCAAACGACAUGUGGAGCGGCUACGGGCCCGAGACUCUCUACAGCCAGAACGUCACCGUCAUGGAGAUGCUGUGCGCAAGCCCGUGCAUCACCACGCUGGUCUGCCUGUCCAUGGAGGCUCGGCACCACGGCGAAGAGGUGCCCGGGAAGUCCAUGGAUGAGACGGCGCACAUGGCUCGGCACCGUCAGGGCGCGCGCGGCAAUGCGCUGACCUUCCCGAUGCCUUGGGAAGACCUGCUCCAGAAGCUCCAGCAGCAGAACGGCCCCGGGGCAGCGGCGCUGCCUCGCAGUCCGCAAGAGCUCUCCGGCAUCGUGCGCGUCAUCCUCGCCACCAACAAGGAAGGCCAGACCACCCAAACGGACAUUAAGAACCUCGUGCACCAAGCCAACGUGCGCAGACGAGUGGUCGUGAAGUUGAUCCUGGACAUGAAGCGCUAUGGCCACCCCUCCUUCCAGGGCAUCGACGAGCAGCAGGUGCUCGAGAAGGCCGCCUCGCUACCCGAAGACGGUGUGCCGGCGGAAGUGGUCAAGAUCAUCCACCAGCUGGAUGGCUCGCAGGAGAAGCUUCAGCCGCAGAAGGCCGCGACGCCCACAGAUGGCAUGCAAACUCUGGACCAGGCAGGGCAGGGCAGGGCUGGAAGGGUCUUCGCUGCACAGCGGCCCCGUGCCAUCGUGGCCGAGGGCGAGAGCUUGGACAAGCAGGACCAGAAUGCCAUAGGCUUCGCGGCCCUUUCAAGCCUGCAGGAACAGGAUCGGGAGCAAGCACAGCCGCCGCCGGAGGAAAGGAGAGCCGACACCUUCGUGGUCCGGACCGGGAACGCGCUCGUCGACCAGUUCCAGCCGAAGUACUUUGCCAUCGCCUUCGCCUUCUGCUUUAAGUACGGCACGGCCUGCCCCGACGUGCUCAACACCACAGCACAGGAACAAGAGAGGAGCCGUCGUCGCGAGAGAGACCCGCACAGUCCCAUGGUCAGCAUUCACGAAUGGGCAGCCGGCAUGGGGCGGAGAGUGGAGGCCCAGUUCCGUCGAGACUGGAACUUCGGCUUUGUCUUGUGGAACUACCUCUUCCGGACCAUGGUCAACUUGCAAGGCAGCGUCUACCUUUACUCUGAAGGUGGCAAGAAGAUGACCGGUGAGGAAAUCCAGGAAGGUUCCCGGCAGCUGCGAGGCAUGCUGGAGCACGGGAAGUACACGGACAUCACCGGCGCCAAGAAGCCCGUGAACAGGGACUUCAGCAAGGUGAGGUACGCGGACGGGCUGCCGCCCGCGGGCAAGAAGAUCGUCGAGAACUGCAUUGCCAAGUGUCGAAACAUCCCGGGAACCCACGAGGUCCGCAACUCGAUGAGACAGCAGACGCACGCCUACCGGGUCUGCUACGGCACGCCCAUCUUCCUGACGUUCUCUCCGUCCGAACGGGACUCCACCAUCAUGCUCCGCCUGGCAAGAACUCGAGAGGCCGACCCUGCCCUGGCACACGACCAAAGCCGAGACUUCCAAACCAGGAGCCGGCCGGAGCUGGACGUGGACUUCUUGCAGCUGGACCCAGAAGUCUUGCUGCAGGCCCUUCCCGAUUACGACCAGCGGCGGGCGAUGCUGGCCAGAGACCCGCUGGCGUGCGCGGAGGGCUUUUGGGCGCUGGUGCAGCUUGCGCUACGGCAUCUCUUCGGCGUGCGCUGGUGCCCGAACUGCCCGCACUGCGCCAAGUCCAAGGCACCUUGCACGGAUGCUUUCGGGAGCAGCGCCACCGCCAUGGGCGGCAUCCUCGGCCGCGUCGAUGCAGCGUUCGGCUCCAUCGAGUGCCAGAAGAGCGGCACGCUCCAUGUCCACUUCCAGAUCUUCCUGCAGUGCUUCCACCAGUUCACGCCCCUCACGGAGCUCGUGCACAUGGCCAAGGACGCUUACCAGGACCUGGUGCAGAGAUACAAGGACUACACCGCCCACGUUCGGCGCACCGUGUACUGCAGCCCAUCCACCUGGCAGAAGGAGCGGGCGCUCGUGGAGGCGGCCUGGCCCGAGUACCGCGACUCGCUGCUCAUGCUCAGCCGCCCAGCCUACCAGACCAACGGCGAACUGCCUGCAGCCGCCUGGCGAGAGAGGUACCUUGACGCAGAUGUGGAGGAACUCCAGAAGCACAAGCAGCACCACGUGCACCUCGCCAAGACGCCCGGCGGACCCAGGCUCCCGUUGAACCAUUGUCAAGAUCGAAAAGACCCCACCAAGUGCAAGGCCGGCUUCCCGAGAAACAAGCAACUGACCGAGGAGACCGUGCUGGUGUGCGAGGGCCUGGCUCGGCAGAUGGACAUGCCCGCCAAAGGCAAGAGGAGCAUGCUGGGAUCCCUCUGGGGUCCAGUCAACGACCCAGACCUCAACGGCACGCACCCGGCGCUGCUUGCCGCCAUCCGCUGCAACUCGGACGUACAGCUGCCUUACCGCUUCCCCAUCAACGCGGACACCCACAGCGCUGCCUGCGAAGACAAGAAAUGCCCGGGCGGCAACCAGCCUGUCCGAGCCUUGGUCCGCGAAGCACAAAGAACCCAGUCUGCGCAGGCCGGGUAUGCCUGCGACUACGGCAACAAGCGUGGUCCCAUCGCCACGCACGAGAUCCGAGAGUGGAACAAGGGCAACAACGACAUGGCAGAGGAGCUCAAGGGCAAGCCCGCUGGCUACAUCGGCUCCCGCAACGAAAGUCGUUUCAUCACCGACUGCUUCUGCCGGGGCGUGUGCCGCGGUUCCACAGAAUGCCUCAACCUCAUCACGCGGCACCAGCGCCAGGAUCCCUUGGAUGCGGAGUCGGUGCGCACCGCUCAGGUGAUCAACCUGCCUCUGUCACAUGGUGUGGAGUUGCUGCAGGCAGCAGUGAACGAGCAGNNGAGCACGGAUGCAAGAGCUCACAAGCAGCGGAAGAUCGUCAGCCACUGCCCGUUCUGGACCCUCUACGGCUCCCGCGGAAGCGACCCGCGCGUCCACCAGCUGUCAGCCUUCGAGUUCGCCCGGCACUACGAGUUCAGGAGAGCAGCCCAUCCUUGGAGCCUGGCGCAACAAGAGGCUGAAGUAAACACCGGCAAAUACGAAGCUCUUCUCACCGAGGCUGGCAUGGAAAAAGUGCGUUGGCAUGGAGCUAGGGCGAAGCUUUCCGCGGGCGUCGACUACCGAGUUCGAGAGCCAACUGUCACCGAGCAAUGGAUCCCCUUCGGUGCCUCCGAGCUGGCGGACCCUUUCCGUCACGACUGGGUGAUGGUCCCGCGCGAGCGGCCCUAUGUUCCGGUACUCCUCGGCGCCGAGGGCAACAAGACCGAUGAAGAGCAGGCCAUGAAGGUUUUGCUGCUUUUCCGCCCCUGGGUGAACGAUCGCCGCCUGGCUCUGGAAGACUGCGUGCCCUUCGUAAGCAAGAUCCGCGAUCCGGAUGCGACCGGCUGGCGCCAUGCUCUGCAGCUCUGGCUAACUCGGAGAGGCUUUCCGACGGAGUCGGUGAAGCGCUAUGCGACCCAGUUCUGCUUCGUGCACUGCUUGCCGAGGGAUCUGCAAUCCAGCGCCGACCUCGAGCCCAACAGCGACAACGAGGACCUCGAGGACGUGCCCUGCCACUUCAACGAGGACGACAUCGCCUUGGCCAUGGAGACGCAUGUACGGGGAGAUGGAGAGCAGGGCAGCGGGCCGGCAGAAGACGAGCUGAACUCGCACGCCCAGCGCGCCAAGCACCUCUUUGGGCUGUCCCGCUCCGCCUGGCUGGACAAGGAGCGCAUCGACCCGGCCGCUGCGGAGCGCUACCAGGACUUUGCGGUCAAGGAGCCCAUCCGGGACCACCAGCAAGUCAGAAAGGCGGCCAGCAAGUCGCACAACGCCGGGGAGAACAAGAGCAGGCAAGGCAGAGGGCUGGCAGCAUCAUCCUCAAGAGACCCGGAGGUGCAUGCACAGGAGUCGGUGACGGUCGCGCGUCUCCGGGAUUGGCUGUACGGUGACAAGGUCAGGAACGGCACCAACGCCAAGCAGCACGCGUUUCUGGAGCUGGUCGUGGACCGCGUGCUGGUGGAGCUCGAGCUGAUCGAGCCCGACCAGUCCAUUCGAAGGAGCUCGGAACCCUUGGCCUGGCUGCUACAUGGGCCCCCGGGCGCAGGCAAGUCCCACGCGCUCCCCCUCCUGCGAGAGCUCUUCGAAGACUUGCUCGGGUACAAGCAGGGCAUCGACUACGAGAUCAUGGCCUUGCAGGCGGUGAACGCCGUGGACAUUCGGGGCGAGACCAUCCACAAGGCCUUCGGCAUGAACGAGCGCGAGCGCAGAACAUCCACCGAGAAGGCAAAAGCGGCGGCUCAGCGUAUCGGCUAUUGGCGCUGGGUGAUCGUGGACGAGAUCAGCAUGGUCAGCGCCAAGCUGCUGGCCAAGCUGGAGCAGCAGCAGCGGGAGUAUACGCCGAGUCAGAGCGCCUUCAAGCGAGAUGCUGCCGGCAAGGUGAGGCACUGGGGCGGCGCCAACAUGAUCUUCCUGGGCGACUUCUACCAGCUCCCGCCGCCCGAAGGCGGCUUUCUUGGGGACGUGCCUCGCUGUCUCGCAUCCACCGGAGCCACGGAAGAUGCUGGAGAUCCUGCCAUCGAGCGGGGCCGUGAGCUCUUUUGGCAGGGCGGCGUGCAGGGCGUCACGGAGCUGACCGAGAUCCUGCGGUGCGAUGACCCAUGGUGGAAUGAGGUGGUGGAGCAGCUGCGACAAGGGUGCCUUUCCGAAGAGAACCACAGAUACCUGCACGGCCUGCGGGUGGAGGGCUGCACGCUCUCGCCAGAAGAGCGGGCGUCACGGAAGAGGGUCAUCGACCAUCCCAACGACCCGCGCCUGCAGGAGCCCAAGUUCCGAGAAGCGAUGGUGAUCCUGGCCAACAACGAUGCCCGUUACCAGAUCAACAAGGACAAGGCGCGGGCCUACAGCCAACGGUCCGGAGCGCCGCUGCGAUGGUCCGUGGCCAGAGACGUGGCCAGCGCGGAAGCCCUGCAGGCGCAAGACUGCAGCAAGGAAGCCAAGAGGAAGUGGCUCCAGUACCAUGACCGCCGCACCGGCGACUUGUGUGGCCUGCUACCCUUGGCAAUCGGCUUGCCCGUGGCCCUCACGGACCACAUAGACAGAUCCCGGGACAAGCACCUGCUCCGAGGCCGCCAAGGCCACGUGCACUCCUGGCUGUGGAGGGACAAUGAGAACAUGCCGGACGUGGUCUACGUCAAGUUCGCAGAUGCGGACUGGCAGCUCCCCGGCACCCCGGAACCGGGCAUUUAUCCUCUGCGCCCGAAGACUGUGGAGUGGUGUCUGGACGAAGGCCGCGGCGACCGCAAGGUCUUGAAGGUGAAACGGACGCAGAUCCAGCUCACGCCUGCAUUCGCCUGCACGGCUUACAGCAGCCAAGGGAAGACAUUGAAGGCCGCUGUCCUGGACCUGAACGUCGACAAGAACGUGCACCAGACCUUGGGAACUGUGGCGGCCAGCCGCGUGCGCAGCCGCCACGAUGUGUUGAUCUUGCGACCUUUCCCGCUCUGGCUCUUCAAUCGCGGGGCCCCAGAAGGCCCCACCCUGCUGCUGCGAACUCUCCGGCAAGACCAUGUGGACUGGACCGCCUACCGCGAAGCCAAGCGGCCCUUUGCCGCCUGCCAGGCCUGCGGCCUCGUCAAGGAACUGGAGGGCUUCUCCUACAAAGAAUGGCAGAAGAUCCGAACCACGAAGCCGGGAAAGUGCCUGCGCUGCGCCAACGGCGAAAAGGGGCCCGUGAAGCGCAAGCUCGGCAGGGCGGACCUGGCCAAGCACCUCUGCAACGCCUGCGGCUGCCACAAGAUCGAACUGGCGUUCCCCCAGGCACAACUGCGGCAAGCACGGAAGCAGUGCACCAGAUGCGCGGAAGAUGCGCGGCAGCUUCGCUGCGCCGUCUGCAACAACGUCAAAGACGUGUCCACGGACUUCGUGCCGGCUAUGCGAACGCUGCCGCCCGCAGCCAUUGCUUGCCAGGAGUGUCAGCGAGGAGUUCGUAAGCAGUCAAAGCGCUCACGGGCUGGAUGGUUCCUCUGUCAGGGGUGCAGGGAAGACUUCCCAAUCGCUGCAGCCGGCAACACCUCCGAACAGCACUGCCUCAAUUGCGCUUCGCGCCAAGCAGCACCAAGGCUGAAGGGGUGGCUGAAGUGCAGGACUUGUCAGAAAAGCUUUCAGCAUCGAGGUGGUCCCUGGAGACCGCAGAGGUGUCCCGAGUGCAGGAGAGCACCAAAAGCAUGCGCCAAUCCGUAG
Messenger RNA from Symbiodinium pilosum, 7461 nucleotides. NCBI's taxonomy places the organism in Eukaryota, Dinophyceae, Suessiales, Symbiodiniaceae. The record is from the annotation of a GenBank genome assembly.